This is a messenger RNA of Drosophila arizonae, 990 nucleotides long. Its product is annotated as sorbitol dehydrogenase-like. Gene Ontology annotation, biological process: D-sorbitol catabolic process. NCBI's taxonomy places the organism in Eukaryota, Metazoa, Arthropoda, Insecta, Diptera, Drosophilidae. The record is from RefSeq and is a predicted model, not a curated record. Gene Ontology annotation, molecular function: zinc ion binding; L-iditol 2-dehydrogenase (NAD+) activity.
AUUUCGCAAGUGUUCGCGAGGUCUUUCACGUCCUCGUUUGGCAAUGGACUGAUGAAAAAGAUUGUGAGCUACCAUGUCCUCAUUAGGCGUGUUGCUUGCGACCAUAGGAAUGACAAUAAUGAUGUCUCGCAAAAUGAGACCAAACUUGCAAUGGAUAACCUCACGGCUGUUUUAUACGGCAUCGAUGACAUGCGCUUGGAGCAACGCCCAAUACCCGAUAUUUCCCCAGAAGAAGUUUUGAUCGCAAUGGAUAGCGUCGGGAUUUGUGGAUCAGAUGUUCAUUAUUUGACUAAAGGUCGCAUCGGCCACUUUGUGGUGACCAAGCCCAUGGUAAUUGGCCACGAAAGCGCAGGUGUGGUUGCCAAGGUGGGCAGCAAAGUUAAGAAUCUGGCUGUAGGAGAUCGAGUUGCCAUUGAGCCGGGAGUUCCUUGCUACAAAUGCGAUCAUUGCAAGCAAGGCAGCUACAAUCUGUGUCCCGAUAUGGUAUUCUGUGCCACACCCCCUUACGAUGGUAACCUGACCCGAUACUAUAAGCACGCAGCGGACUUUUGCUUUAAGUUGCCUGAUCAUGUCACCAUGGAGGAGGGUGCGUUACUAGAACCUCUAUCCGUGGGAGUKCAUGCCUGCAAACGUGCAGGCGUCAGCUUGGGAUCGAGGGUGCUGAUUCUAGGUGCAGGUCCUAUUGGAUUGGUUACACUGCUGGGCAUGGGACCGCCUGAAAUGAAGCUGCCCCUGUUCAAUGCCUUGGCUCGAGAGGUAGACAUUCGCGGUGUCUUCCGUUACUGCAAUGACUAUGCCGCUGCUUUGGCCCUGGUGGCCUCUGGAAGAGUGAAUGUAAAGCGACUUGUCACCCACCACUUUGAUAUUAAGGAGACACAAAAGGCAUUCGAAACAGCUCGUAGUGGCACGGGCGGUGCCRUCAAAGUUAUGAUACAUGUUCAACCUAGGAAUGCCAACAAUCCUGUAAAAUUUUAGAUUGUAGUAAGCUCU